AUGGCUACACCCGCUGUACUGGCAGAUUCUGCUGGUGAUCCUCAGGUCGACGCCGAUAAUCUUAAUGCAAUGGCGUCUGCAUAUGUUCAGCCCCAACAUAAGAAAUUCCACGAUUCUUCAGUCACUUUUGAGGAAUAUCAUUAUUAUGCCGGUAUCGCACGCACAGAAGAGGAUGCCAGUACUAAUGAUGAUAUUAGCGACACCACUUUGUUUUCUCUUAUUGUUCCACCCAAGAAUUUAAAGGGUCAAACUCCGGUCAAUUCCGUACCUGUGGCGGAGAAGUCGAAUGAGGGAAAUGCUAAGAAUGGAGCUGCAAAGAUAGAUAUUGAGAGAAAUGUACAUGAUAUGUCCCAUGGUGAUCGUUCGACGAUUGCAAAUGAUGAGUGGACAAAUGCCAGUAGGGCUUUGAGAACGGCUACUUGGUCUUCAGUUUUUUAUCUGAUUACCACAGAUAUCUUGGGCCCUUUUGGUGUUCCUUUUGCCUUAGGUACUCUAGGCUGGGGACCUGGUAUCGCACUCUAUACUGUAUUUGGAGGAUUGGCAGUUGGUGGGUUCCUUUUAUACUACAUGUUCCUCGGGCUCGAUUCCCAUCAGUAUCCAUUGAGAACGUAUGGAGAUAUAGCUUUCCGAGUUUAUGGAGCACCUGUUCGACACACAGUCAAUAUUCUUCAAUCUAUCCAACUCCUCUUCAAUGUCGGUGUGAUUGUUGUUGGCAGUGGGCAGGCACUUUCUCAAGUCUCAAAAUUCAAACUAUGCUACGCAAUCUGCUGUCUGGCAUUCGCGCUUGCUGGUUUUUUCCUUGGUCAAGUUCGCACUUUACAAAAGUUUGGCUGGUUAGCCAAUGCCGCCAUCUGGAUGAACGUUUUCAUCAUUUUGUGUUCGAUGAUUGUCAUUUCACAUAGUGCGCCAAAUUACUUAGCUGUGGAUGCUGCUGCUGGAACUGCACUUGGUGGUGCACUCGUCAUCCCGGAUGAUGCUGGUAAAUUUCCACCCGUCACAACAUUUGGCAAUCUCCCUCCUUCAACAGCUGGUUUCACUGGUGCCGUGAAUGGACUCAUGCAAGCCGUUUAUGCAUAUGGAGGAGCUAUGUUAUUCACAGAAUUCAUGUCGGAGAUGCGCAAGCCCCGUGACUUUUGGAAGGGUAUGAUUUGUGCUCAAGCAUUCAUCUAUAUUCUGUACAUGAUCUACGGAUGCUUCAUCUAUGGCUACCAGGGUCAAUAUGCUGUCAAUCCUUCCUUUCAAGGUGUAUCCCCCUAUGCAUGGCAAACUGUCAACAACAUUAUUGCGUUCAUGUCAGCUCUUAUCGCAGCGGGCCUAUACGGUAAUAUCGGUAUCAAAGUCCUAUACAAUAACAUAUUAAUGGAUUUCUUUGGUGCACCACCUCUCAACUCACAUAGAGGAAAAUUGAUUUGGAUGAGCAUUGUUCCAGUUUAUUGGUCAAUCGCUUAUAUCGUUUCUGCUGCCAUACCAAAUUUCUUUGGUCUCUCGUCCCUUGUCGCAGCCCUCUGUAUUCUACAAUUCACUUACACAUUUCCGCCUAUCCUCUACGUGGGCUACUGCAUCCGAGUUGAUGCUAUUCUUGAUACGGAAGGUUUCAAUCCCACCACCGGUCAAGUCACACUCACGGACACUGGGUUUAAAAGAAUCCUGCGAGGUUUCAAAAAGAGAUUUAUUUUGAACACCUGGAACAUCAUUUACUUCUGUGGUGCAUUGUUGACGGCUGCUUUGGGCGCGUAUAGUGCUAUUGAAGCAUUGAUUGCGGCCUUUAAGGAGCCUAAAAUCACGGCUUUUACGUGCAGGAGCCCAGUAAAUGCUGGAUAA
Messenger RNA from Botrytis fragariae, 1821 nucleotides. RefSeq names its product putative amino acid protein. Gene Ontology annotation, biological process: amino acid transmembrane transport. The transcript has 4 exons. Bases 1 to 1821 code for a protein of 606 amino acids. Gene Ontology annotation, cellular component: vacuolar membrane. Gene Ontology annotation, molecular function: amino acid transmembrane transporter activity. Lineage: Eukaryota; Fungi; Ascomycota; Leotiomycetes; Helotiales; Sclerotiniaceae. The record is from RefSeq and is a predicted model, not a curated record.